Messenger RNA from Bactrocera oleae (olive fruit fly), 2543 nucleotides. It is a transcript of the gene Syx6, whose product is annotated as Syntaxin 6. Gene Ontology annotation, biological process: Golgi vesicle transport. Gene Ontology annotation, cellular component: membrane. Lineage: Eukaryota; Metazoa; Arthropoda; Insecta; Diptera; Tephritidae. The record is from RefSeq and is a predicted model, not a curated record.
AAUUUGACAAUUCUUAUGUCAUAACAAAAACACAACUACGCGAAAAGUUAGAAAUUUUCUGAAAAUUAUUGUUGAAGGAGAAGAGGAAAAACAAAGCAUUUUCCGGCGCAGACUCAAUGGCAAUUUAGAAAAUAUAAACACGCUUCGGGAGAGAUCACAAAACGGCAUGAUUAAAUAGUAGCGCGAAAGUGAAAACGAGCCGCAGCAGUAGGAAGGAGUCACAAAAAAAUUAUUUAUUAAUUUUAAGGUGAAAUGUUAUUUUCGCACGCAUUGUAAUGCACUGACCAUGGGGUGGUUGGAAGGCAAUGGGUCAAAGUAUAUAUUUAUGCACACAGAAUUUCGCUACCAACUCAUUGAUAUAGACCAAUAUAUGUGCAUACCCACACAGUCAUGCGCGCGCUAGCUCCAAAAGCAUAUAAACAGUGGGGUGCUAUAUAUGUAUAUGACACCGCUGGUGGAUGGUUCUAAACGGAAAAUGCGUGUGAGAUAUAAGAAUUUAGUUAGCUAAGAACGCGGACGAUAGCAGAACGUACAGCACAAAUACACGGUCAUACGAAUCGUAUUCGUUUAUAUUUUUAAAAGAGUUGUGAAACAGCAGAAAAGAAAAUAUAACAUUUCUCCACACACAACAACUUGGAAAAGUGCUUCAAGUGCAAUUUAUUCAAACCACGGCGAAGCAAGUGAAAAAUGUUGCGAAAUUCCAAUGGCCAAAGGGUGAAGCAACAAAAAAUUACUGAAAAUAUUUUUACCGAUACAUCAGCUAUCAAACAAGAAGGCUUAAAGAAAACGGCAUUAAGAGACUGAUGUGUUGCUAUGUAUACUAAAAGUGUUUAGAUUGUUAACGCGAAAAUAAAACCGUAAUAUAAGCUUCCGUAAUAAAGAGGAAAAGAAAAUAAUUGUUUGUAAAUUGAUGUGUGGAAAAGAAUAACAAAUUUAUUAAUUUCAAGACAAAACGAAAAACGUUUAUAUAGCUGAUUACGACUAAGUGGGUCUAAAGUGUUGCGCGUACAUGUAUGUAAAUACUUACAUACUUAUAUAUGUGAUGUGCACGUCACCCAUGCGUCAGGAAAAUCUAUAAAAGUUUUCACAAACCUUAAAGGGGGAAAACAUACUAACAAAAAAAAGCCGCACUCAUAAAUUUCAAAAAAUAGAAAAUCUAAAAACAAAAACAAACAUUUGCGUUGACAUUGCAAGCAUAAAGCUAGAGCAUUGAAAAGCAGCAUUUUGUUUAAAUUCAGUAAAUUCGCCGUAUAAACGCGCAUUGCAGUAUUGGAAUCAGCGCAUAUAUACGACAGACCUGGGUCAUGUCUCUAGAAGAUCCAUUCUUCGUGGUGAAGGACGAGGUGUUCAAAGCAUUAAAUAAAACUCGCGGCCUAUAUUUGCGUUGGCGCGAGUUGAGCGAUAGUAGCGGCAGCGCUGAAGUUGAAUGGACUACAACCGAGUUAAGAAACUCAUUGCGUAGCAUUGAAUGGGACUUGGAAGAUUUGGAGGACACAAUUAGUAUAGUUGAAAAGAAUCCGAACAAAUUUCGCAUUGAUAAUCGUGAGCUUUUGAGUCGUCGGCAUUUCAUCGACAAUACACGCGAUGAAGUCCGGCAGAUGAAAGAGAAGAUGAGCCUGAAUCGAAACAGGGACAGAGAUAUAACGGCACAUCAACCACUACUUGAUGAACACAAUCAUAACGAAAUUAAUCAUCAAAAUAAUCAGAACGGCAAUAGUAAUUAUAUUAACAACUACAACAACAGCCUAAAUAGUACUAAUCAUCACAAUAAUCAUAAUCAACUACAACAACAACAACAACAACAACAGCAACAGCAGCACCAUAAUCAUCAUCAUCAUCACGGUAUCAGUGAUAAAACCUAUUUGGUUGAGUGUACGAACGGUGGCAUUGGCAGCGGCAGUGGUCUCUUACAGCAGAAUUCUUUGAUCAGCAGCGCAGGCAGCGGUGUGGCCAAUACAAUUGCCGGUACAAUGGCAGCAGCGGCACAACGUCACAGCGGUACAAAGUACUCCAAAUUGGAAAAUACCGUAGAUAGUCCGGGUCAUUAUGCAUCGUUGGAUAGUCCGGGGCAUCGUUACGUGGGCGAAACGGUAUCGGUGCAGCAGCGCAUGAUGCAGGGACAAGAUGAACAACUAGAUAUGAUAAGUGAUUCCAUUGGAACGUUAAAGACUGUAUCACGACAGAUUGGCGUGGAGUUGGACGAGCAGGCUGUCAUGCUCGAUGAUUUUGGUAAUGAGUUCGAUACAACGGAAUCCAAAUUGGAUACAACAAUGAAAAGAGUUGCCAAAGUAUUGCACAUGAAUAAUGAUAAACGUCAGUGGGCUGCAAUUUUCAUACUAUCCGCGCUUUUGUUAAUUGUGAUAAUUUUGUUUAUAAUUUUGUAAAUAUCGCGCUAAGUAAAAAAUUUCCUAAUAUUUGUUGACACAUAUAUCUAUUUUUUAUUGUACUCAUUACUUCUUUUUGUGCAAUGUUCAAACUUGUUUAUAUAUAUUUUUUUAUUUUAAUAUUUAAAUAGCCAAAUGCAGAAUUUUUUAAAAUUUUCA